Molecule: messenger RNA, 4323 nt
Organism: Alexandromys fortis (reed vole)
Lineage: Eukaryota; Metazoa; Chordata; Mammalia; Rodentia; Cricetidae
Product: zinc finger protein 58-like
Exons: 4
Coding region: 154-1542 (462 amino acids)
Biological process (GO): regulation of transcription by RNA polymerase II
Molecular function (GO): RNA polymerase II cis-regulatory region sequence-specific DNA binding; DNA-binding transcription factor activity, RNA polymerase II-specific
Source: RefSeq, a predicted model, not a curated record
GAUUCUUUCGCACAGACUUCUGGGAAAUGUAGUUUGCAGCGCUGUAACAACACUGGGAGCAGUCCAGGAAACCCCUUUCCGGCUUUUGGUCUCUUACAAGUGCGUCUUCCCCAAAGUUGGGCGACAGUCCGGUCCUAUUGUGGUUUCCAGGAAAUGCUGUCUUUCUGGGAUGUGGCCAUUGAUUUCUCUCCAGAAGAGUGGGAAUGCCUGCAGCCUCCUCAGUGGAAUCUGUACAGGGAUGUGAUGUUGGAGAAUUACAGCCACCUUGAAUUCCUGGGUCUUGCCGGUUCUAAGCCAUUCCUGGUGACAUUUCUGGAGCAAAGACAAGGGCCUUGGGAUGUAAAGAUACAAGCAGCAGCCCCCAUACAUUCAGGAACAAUACCCAAUGAUUGUAACAAUUACAGCAAGGCCAUUGAUUGUAAAUCACUCCUUAUUCAGCGCCAGAGAAUUCAUACAGGGGAGAAACCCUACAAAUGUGAAGAAUGUGGUAAGGCCCUUAGUUCUCAUAAAACCCUUUCCAUGCACCAGAGACUUCACACUGGAGAAAAACCCUACACGUGUAAAGAAUGUCACAAGGCCUUCAAUACUCGCUCAUCACUUUUUAUACACCAGAAAAAUCAUACUGAUGAAAAAACCUACAAGUGUGGAGACUGUGGCAAAUCCUUUUACUAUCCUUCAAUGCUGAAACAGCAUCAGAGAAUUCAUUCUGGAGAGAAACCCUACAAGUGUGAUGAAUGUGGCAAAUGCUUUUGCUAUCCCUCAUUCCUUAAGCAACAUCAAAGAACUCAUUGUGGAGAAAAUCCCUACAAGAAUGAAGAAUGUAGCAAAAGAUUUUCCAGUUCUGCACGCUUUCGGGAAUAUCAAACAAUUCACACUGCAGAGGAACCCUACAAGUGUGAAGAAUGUCACAAAGUCUUUCGUUACCACUCUGCUCUUAGGAUACAUAAGACAGUUCACACUGGAGAGAAACCCUACAAGUGUAAAGAGUGUGGCAAAGGUUUUUCCUCACCUUCAUGCCUUAGACGACAUCAAACAAUUCACUCUGAAGACAAUCCCUACAAGUGUGAAGUGUGUGGCAGAUGUUUUUGCUCAUCUUCUUCCCUUAGACGACAUCAAACAUUCCAUUCUGAAGAUAAUCCCUAUAAGUGUGUAGAGUGUGGCAAAAGGUUUUCCUGUUCUGCAAGCCUUCAGGAACAUCAAACAAUUCACACUGGAGAGAAACCCUACCAGUGUGAAGAAUGUCACAAAGCCUUUCGUUAUCACUCAGCUCUUAGGAGACACAAGAGAGUUCAUACUAGAGAGAAAUCCUACCGGUGUGAAGAGUGUGGCAAAUGUUUCUCCUCAUCUUCAUGCCUUGGACGACAUCAAGCAAUUCACACUGCAGACAACCCCUACAAGUGUGUGCAGUGUGGCAAGGCCUUUGUUAAUCUUUAUAGCCUUACUCGACACAUGAUAGUUCAUACGGGAGAGAAAUCCUACAAAUGUCUUAAAAAAUUUACUUCUUCAGACCUUAAGACACAUCAAGUGACUUAUUCUGAAUAAAACUCUGUGAGUGCAUGGGGUGUGAUAACAUCUUUGCUAAUCAUUCAGAUCUUAUCCAACUCUAACGAAUCCAUAGUGGAGAAUAUUAGGUUAAUCAUUUUGAAUAUCGACAUGAGCAUCUAAUUUCCAGGAGCACAAAUGUUAAGCAUGUCAUCAGACGACAGUACAGACUUCCCUUUGCUGUCAUCUCCAUACCAGCUUGUUCAAGCAGUGUGUUUGAAACUUGCCUUGAUGAGUUUCUUUCUCUGUAUCUAUAAAUGUUCCAUGAAACUGUUACCAUGUCAUAACUUUGUCUGUCAGGUGCCCUAAAUCUGAGAUCUGGGCCGUGGCAGAGUUACUGGUAUGUUUCCCGGGGAGGUGGGGGGUCACACAAGCUCCUGUAAUAACGUCUCCCCGGGGUGUGUAAGAAUCUCCAUAGACUCAUAUUUCUCACUAAGUUGGAGUCUGGUGAGAUGGUCUACAUUGGUGCCGAUCUGGGCUGAAUGGGCAUUUCCGUUUGUCUUCCCAGGAAAUGCUAACAGAACACAUUAUCAAUCAUAUUUGAUUCUAGGAUAAAGAAUUCCUUAUUUUCUUUAAGUUCCUAACACCAUUUCUCAUGACUCCAACUGUCAUGUCAUAGAAACCUUGUCCCAUAUUGAAAUAAGGACCCGAGUCAAUUGCACUCACUCAGCAGAAAGGAUGCGUUUGGUUACUGGCUAUGGGAUCAUCAAGUAUGAGACAUUGUAGGUGCAGAUCUUACUUUGCUGUUGAUACAGACCCGAAAAGUCAUCUCAGUCUUGAGUUUACUAAGUUACUGUAAACUGUUAAGGGCAAUUAAAACCUUGAAGAUAAUAGGAACUCACCUUCUGAAUGAAUAGAUGUCUGUAAUGUGCCCAGAAUUGUGUUUCUAGUCAUGCUAAGUCCAGAUGAAAUUUAUUUACAGAUAAGAGAUUGGAAGAAGAGGCUAAUUUAUGUCUCUCAUUCUAUAGCCUUCUGCUUAUGCUACUGUAUAUUCCAAAGCAUGUACCUCGAAACAAGUUUAAACAUAGUUUGUUUAAUAUGACAUACAAUUAAAAACCAAGUAUAAUUAUACUUUAAGAACUCCUGGUGUGGGGAAUAGAAUCUUAGUGCCAGAGGCACUCCUUUUACAAUACUCUUAGAUGGCAGCGCCCCAGGCUCGAGCAGCACCAUCCCCUUGUAUAGGCCACAGGCCCUACCUGAGCAAUUUACAUGUUCACCCCGUGACAUCACAAGAAUGUAAGACUGUCUGCUGCUUCUGUCUCUCCUGCUAUGUCUGCUUGAGUAACCAGGCCCUGCAGGGUGUUAAGCUUGGUCAAACGAUGGGCUGCCUCAAGAUAAAUAAUUCUACGGGUCCAGUAUCUGCCCUUCAUAAAAGUCAAAGAGUUGAAAGGCACUAAAAGACGUGGUUCAUGAAGGAACUUAGGCCUUGUCGGGCCAUCCUGGCUAUACUGCGUCUGUUCUGGAGCCUCUACAGGGAAAUCCAUUUGUGAUGUUGCCCACACACAGAAGACAAUUGUUUUCUAUAGUGUGAAGGCAGAAACAUAAGCAAGAGUAGUUGUCAGGCUCGUUGGGGCAGAAAGCCCAGCAGAUCACAGUCAUAGGGCAAAGGAAUCUCAAGGGCAGAGGGAAUAUCCUCCCACAGUUAGAGGAAGACGACUUGGGGACCUACUAGAAAGAGCUGACACUGGGGACCAGUGUGGCUUCUCUAACUGGAGAGCCACACCACUAAGGAGCCCUCCAGCAUAGCAAAAGGGGUCCCACACCCCACAGCCACUGUGAGUUGGGCCUGGCAUCCCUGGCUGCUCAGUCUAAUGGAUGACUGAGGUUUCAGAAGGAUAACCAGAGACUUUAAGAGGUUCAGCAAAGCCUUGUGACCUCAUGCCUAGAAGUAUCUGGGAUAACUGAGUGCAUACUGGCAUCAGUUAGAGUCGAAGGGACAUAGAGAACGGAUUUCUUUUCCUAGGAAGAGAUGAACGUGGAACUCUCCGAAGCUGCCAGAGGAGAAGUUAUUGUGUAUAGAAAGGUAUUUGGUUGGCAAAUUUCAAUAAGAUUAUUUGAUACUUCUAAUAUCUUUGUAUUUUAUAAAUCAUUUCUGUGUCCUGAUUUUGAGAAGCUGAGGUAAAUUCGAGGCAGAUGCCCUGACUUUCAAAAUUCUCUCACGUGAGAAUUUCAGUAUUAGAGAAGGAACGGAAAGUGAACAUACAACAGACCAAACCUGCAGACGGAAUUCCAACAGUGGAUGACGGGUGAGCUGUCAUUACACACACCAGUUUGAGCCAGGAGCUGUGUCCCUCCGGUUGGGAUGGGAGCAGGGGCGGCAAGCAUGAGCUCACAGCAGCGUAUAUGUACCUGAGUUUGUGAAAAAACCAGGUGGAUACUGGUAAGAUCCUGGUAGGGCUCAUACUAAAGCUGAAUUUCUUAUAUAUGUUAACAUCUGAGUUUUACUAAGGGCUUAAGGGUGGGUGGGAACUCCUGCGAUGGCCAACGGGAGUUCUUUGUCAAUAAACGUUAUGGAGUUACGUUUAACUUUCUUCGGGGCUUUAUAUGCUCUCUGUGCCCCUGACCAUAUACUUCAGUAUUUGGGUUCCAAAGUUCUCACAAAAACUAUUUUUUAAGCUGCAGAGUCUGUUCCAUGUAUGACCCACACAGAGAUUCAAUUCAGAGGAACCGGGAUUAUUUUUUUUUUCUAGUACUGGGUAUUAAAACAAAGUCUGCAUUACAGUCGAGUGCAUUAACGUUGGCUCACUACUGAAGUAAAGAAAACAGCAGGUGCCAGGUACA